Messenger RNA from Bursaphelenchus xylophilus (pine wood nematode), 2690 nucleotides. The record is from the annotation of a GenBank genome assembly. NCBI's taxonomy places the organism in Eukaryota, Metazoa, Nematoda, Chromadorea, Rhabditida, Aphelenchoididae.
AUGUCCUUUGGGUUCGAAGAACUGUCAAUAGCUCAAGAAGAAACCACUGAUGAGGCCAAACAAACCCUGAAUUGGAACGAAAUUAAAACGUAAGUUAUUUCUGGAAGUUAUUGAAGUUUAGACGCACAAGUGAAAUGUAAAUAAUUUUAGAAAGUACGAUGACUUCCACACGAUUGAUUGGCCGCGAGAUCUGGCCCGUGAUAGGAUGCGGCACAAAUUUAUUAAAGGUGUUAGACAAGACUCCAUGUUGGGAAUGUUUUAUGGCAUCUGGGAUGCUGGUUCUGGUUGGAUCUGUGUACUACUUGUGGGAUUGGCUGCCGGAACAGUGGCUGGUGUCAUUGAUAUCAGUGCAAGAUGGAUGAGUGAUCUAAAGGUAAGUGAAAUAUAUUAUUUUUACUAUUUUUUAGAGUGGUAUAUGCGCUGAUCGCUUUUGGUUGGAUCGUGAACAUUGUUGUUGGUCUGCCAAUGACAGCGCAUAUAAAGAUAACGACUGUAGUGCGUGGACAACGUGGCCGGAGAUGUUACAUUACUACGACAAGAACUUUUUCUAUUAUUCUCUGGAGUUUUUCUUCUAUGUUGUAUGGGGAGGUAAGUUACAAAAAAUAUUAUUUUAAUCGUCCUUUUAGUAUUGAUGGCAGGCACUGCAGCUUGCUUGGUCCGAACCUUUGCUCCAUAUGCUUGUGGCUCCGGUAUCCCUGAGAUCAAAUGUAUCUUAUCAGGAUUUGUGAUCCGCGGAUACCUGGGAAAAUGGACGUUUAUCAUAAAGUCUGUGGGUCUUAUAUUGUCAUCUGCCUCAGGUAUGUCUGUUUUUGCGGCUGUCUUAUCCUUAGGAUUGAAUCUGGGAAAGGAAGGUCCAAUGGUGCAUCUUGCGUGUUGCAUUGGUAAUAUACUAUCAUAUCUCUUCCCAAAAUACGGGCAAAAUGAAGCCAAGAAAAGGGAAAUACUGUCGGCUUCAGCUGCUGCUGGUGUCUCUGUGGCUUUUGGCGCUCCAAUUGGGGGUGUAAUGUUCAGGCAAGUAGUAUUUAGUACUUAUCUAUAUUUAUUAAUUUAUAUAAUUUUAGUUUGGAAGAAGCGAGUUAUUACUUCCCUUUGAAGACGAUGUGGCGCUCUUUCUUUUGCGCACUUGUUGCCGGCGUUAUUUUGAGGAUGGUGAAUCCAUUCGGAUCGGAUCAGGUAAGUGAUAUGUUCUGAUAUAUUCAAUCCUUUAUUCAGACGUCCCUGUUCCAUGUAGAUUACAAUAUGAAAUGGUCAUUCUUCGAGUUGGUUCCAUUUGCUGUUAUCGGAACUUUUGGUGGAAUGAUAGGCUCCUUUUUCAUCUGGUGGGAUCUGCUUCUCUAAAUUAAUAUAAUUUUAUAGGGCCAAUGUUAAAUGGUGCUUGUUCCGCAAAUCAAGCAAGUUCUUGGGUCAGAACCCCAUCCGUGAGGUCCUUGUAGUCGCUGCGAUUACUGGAGCUAUCCAAUAUAUGAAUCCAUACACAAGAAAGAGCUCCAGUGCUUUGAUUAAACAGGUAAUCUGCUUUUUAAGUAAAUAAUAUUCCCUGAUUAGUUAUUUGACAGAUGCGGACCAGAGGAUUACAUGGAAGAUCUUUGUGAUUACAAGAAUAAAACGUUCACAGCUGACAAAAUCGAUGAGAAUUAUCACACCGGCCAUAUGGGAUUCGGGGUUCAGGUAACCUAUUUUCUAGAAUAAUAUCAUUGGUAAUUUCAGACUGCAUUUUGGCAACUGAUUAUGGCCUUGUUUGUCAAGUUGUUCCUUACAGUUGCCACUUUUGGUGUCAAAGUUCCCUCAGGGCUCUUCAUUCCGAGCUUGGCCAUGGGUGCCAUUGCUGGAAGACUUCUUGGAAUCCAAGUUGAAUCUUUUGUGAGCACUCUGCAGAGCACUGGAAGUUCCGGAUGGAAUUGUCAGAUUGGGAAGGACUGUGUGAUGCCUGGUCUGUAUGCCAUGGUCGGAGCUGCGGCUGUCCUAGGUGGAGUAACUAGAAUGACGGUCAGUUUAGUGGUCAUUAUGUUCGAAUUGACUGGAAGUCUCGAAUUUAUUGUACCCACAAUGGCAGGUGUGAUGUUUGCUAAAUGGGUUGGCGAUGCUAUUUGUAAAGAGGUGGGACUUUUACGGUUGACUAAUUACUGUUUUAGGGUAUUUAUGAUGCUCACAUAGAAAUGAAUGGAUAUCCUUUUCUUGAUAACAAAGGAGAAUAUCCCUUCUCGACCACCGCAUUCGAAGUUAUGAGAGCAGGUACCGAUCAAGCUCCCCUGAAAGUGAUCAGUAAUGGGAAGAUGACAGUAGGAGACCUGGAGGGAUUACUUCGAGAAUCAUCCUUUAGCGGAUUCCCAGUGGUCGAAAAGGAUGAUCUGGUUAUUGGAUUUUGUACAAGAAGAGAUCUCGAAUCCGCCCUGAGGGCAGCUCGAAAGAAUCACACGAAUGUGACCACCCAAUCCAAAGUUUAUUUCACUCCGCACUCAACUGACGAUGAUAUCCCCGGCUCCAGUGCCGGACCUAUUUCUCUGAGAUUACGCAAAGUUAUGGACAUGGCCCCGUUAACUGUCACAGAACAAACUCCCAUGGAAACAGUGAUUGAUAUGUUCAGAAAACUGGGCCUUCGUCAAGUUCUAGUCACCCGGGAUGGUCGAUUACUCGGAAUUAUAACCAAAAAAGAUGUCCUCGCAUUCAUGAGGGAGGGAUCCGAAUUGUAA